Molecule: messenger RNA, 612 nt
Organism: Spirodela intermedia
Lineage: Eukaryota; Viridiplantae; Streptophyta; Magnoliopsida; Alismatales; Araceae
Source: the annotation of a GenBank genome assembly
AUGGCAUCGCUGGUCUCGCUGGCGUCGUCCCUGACGGGCAGCCGCUACGCCGAUGGCCUCGUAGUGGUGGGGAUCUCCUUCGGCACGGCCGUCCUCUGCGAGAUCAUCUCCUGGAUCCUAAUCUACCGGACCUCCUCGUACAAGUCCCUCCGCUCCUCCAUUGACAAGGCCUCGAAGAAGCUGGAGACCAUGAAGAACUCGUCCUCCUCCGGCGGCGGAUCUGUGUCCGUCGUUGUCAAGAAAUCCUCCAAGAACAAAAAGAUGGAUCGGGUGGAGUCUAGUCUCAAGGAGUCCACACGAGAUCUGUCCCUCUUCAAGUUCAAAUCAGGGGCCGUUGUCGCCGUCGUCCUCUUCGUUGUGUUCGGCCUCCUUAACUCGCUCUUCGACGGCAAGCCCGUUGCUAAGCUCCCCUUCGCGCCUGUAUCUCUCGUUUACAAGAUGAGUCAUCGGGGGCUUCCCGGCAGCGAUCCUACCGACUGCUCCAUGGCCUUCCUCUACCUCCUCUGUUCCGUCAGCAUCCGGACCAAUCUGCAGAAGUUCCUCGGCUUCUCCCCGCCUAGGGGAGCUGCUGGUGCCAGCCUGUUCCCGGUACCUGAUCCCAAGAUCAGCUGA